GUCUCUAGCGCCACCGGAGCAAGCGAGGGAGCCGGAGCGAAAAGAAGGAGGAGGAGGAGGCCACGUCGCUGCCGCUCGGAGCCCGGCCGGAGCCUCCCAGGUACAUGGUUCGGGUCCGAGCUGUGGUGAUGGCCCGAGAUGACUCCAGUGGGGGCUGGCUGCCUGUGGGGGGCGGGGGCCUCAGCCAGGUGAGCUUAUGUCGGGUCCAAGGGGCCAGGCCCGAGGGGGGGGCCCGCCAGGGGCACUACGUCAUCCACGGGGAGCGACUCCGGGACCAGAAAACCACCUUGGAGUGUACCCUGAGGCCAGGCUUGAUUUACAACAAGGUGAACCCUAUCUUUCAUCACUGGAGCUUGGGUGACUGCAAGUUUGGGCUGACAUUUCAGAGUCCUGCAGAAGCUGAUGAGUUCCAGAGGAGCCUGUUGGCAGCCCUGGCGGCACUGGGUCAAGGCUCACUCACUCCCUCCUCCUCCUCUUCCUCCUCCCCUUCCCAGGACACUGCAGAGACCCCCUGCCCUCUGACGUCCCACGUGGACAGCGACUCCUCCUCCAGUCACAGCCGCCAGGAGAACCCUCCCACCACCACUGCAGCGGCCCCCCAGGUCAACGAAGAGUCAGCUUCCAGCUUCGGGCCAGCCACGCCCCCCCAGCACCGAUGCUCCUCCACUCAGAGCUAUCCUCCGCUCCUACCGUUCACAGGAUUUCCGGAGCCCUCAGAGCCCCUGGCCGGGGCAGGGGGACUGGGCUGGGGCGGCCGUGGUUAUGAGGAUUACAGGCGCACCGGGCUGCCCUCGCCCCGCACUCUGUCCACCUGCGUUGUUCGCUUUGCCAAGACUGGCGCGUUGAGGGGUGCAGCCCUGGGGCCCCCAACCGCUCUACCUGCCCCUCUCCCAGAGGCUGGACCUCCCGCACCAGCCAAGGCCUCCCCGGAGGCAGAGGAG
Molecule: messenger RNA, 941 nt
Organism: Myotis brandtii (Brandt's bat)
Lineage: Eukaryota; Metazoa; Chordata; Mammalia; Chiroptera; Vespertilionidae
Gene: SPRED3
Product: sprouty-related, EVH1 domain containing 3
Exons: 6
Biological process (GO): negative regulation of MAPK cascade
Molecular function (GO): protein kinase binding
Source: RefSeq, a predicted model, not a curated record